AUGGUUUGGGAUCCACUGGAGUUUCUCAAGCAGCCGAUAACAUUACGCAAAUGCGUGUACUGGCACUUGGAUGGUCAAUUAACUCAAUUGAACCUUCCGUCUGCAUACCAGCUCUUUACGAAUACCUUCAUAGAGCAUCAGAACGCCAGCCGGAAGAGUAAGCAGCUUAAGAACCUCCGAAAGAGGCUUCAGCACUUUGCUGAGUUUUUCAGCUAUAUGCCAGCUUUUGUAAACUCGUGGCUCCAGUACGUUGCUUGCCUGAGGUACGAUUGCGUUGCCUUGGACUACAUGCGAAUCAACAGAGAAUUGGAGGGGACACUUUCGCCUUUGGAGUGGAUUGUCAUCGAUGGACAACCACAACUGGGCUUUUUUAGUCCAAGUGGAUUAUUACAGCUUUGGUAUUCAACAGAAACGUAUCGCGAACUGAUAGAUGAUGAGUUAAGACCGGCGACAGUGUUGAACACGGAGCAUUUGUACAAUAAUGAGCUACAAACGCUAAGCGGUCAAUUAGACAAUCAAGAAAUCAAAGACCUGGUACAAGGCGUACAUUUUUGCCAAGAUGAAGAAUCUGGUGUAAGCGACGAAAUUUUGAAGAUGAUAUCGAUCUUGGAGAGUUUAAAGAAUUUACAAGUUGUGAAAGUAACUGGGGACACAUUGUUUGAGCGCUUGAUUAAUUUCCACGGGUUUAGAGACCAUCCCGGCCAUACAGUCGGAUACAUGAUCAAAAAUAGAGUAUCAGAGCUUGAGAUCAAGGAAUGCACCGUAAUAGGUACCCUCGAUAGCAUUGCAGACCUUACGCGAUGGGAACGAGUCUUUAAAGUAACUUUCAGUCGCUUAGCACAGCUGGACUUGAAUCGAGCAGUUUUGCCGCCCGGAUGUAGAUGGCUGCGGCUGGACAAAAUUCGAAUGUUGAAGUGGUGGGAUCAAGAAGAAAUUAGGUCGUUACUGCAAAAUCAAUUAGAAUUACGAGAGCGUAUACAUUAUGAGGUUACGAAGCCAAAAACUUGGAUAGUGGAAAAUGCAACAAGCGCAGAAGUUGCUGUUGCGCACACUUGCAAAGCGCUGAUGUGGGAGACCAUGGGUCAUCUGAAUCGAAUGCAAUUGGUCGAGGUGGGUGAAAUCGAGCCAACACCAAUCCUACCGCGAUCCUUGUACGAAGACGGCCGGAUUGAAUGGUGUGGAUCCAAGCAAGAAACUUCCAUCAUUCUUUUAUAA
Lachancea nothofagi CBS 11611 is the source of this 1215-nucleotide messenger RNA. NCBI's taxonomy places the organism in Eukaryota, Fungi, Ascomycota, Saccharomycetes, Saccharomycetales, Saccharomycetaceae. The record is from the annotation of a GenBank genome assembly.